AUGGUGGUACCUCUCAAGCGCAUUGUGGACGUGGUGCGUCGAACCCGUGGAUGUGUGGUCUCGAAUGCCAUUGAACCUCUUUUUAUUCCUGGUAUGGGCAUAGGAAUUGUAGCGUGUGCGUAUAUUCCAAAGGAUACGUUGGUGUUCCAGGCCGGCCAUGACACCUGGUAUCCGUUUUCAGCAGAGCAUGCGCUGGAGACUGCACAGCAGAAAGCUCCAGGCUUUUUAACGCAAUGGAACCAGCUGAUGGAAUCAAACAAAACACUAAGUGAGAACUCUCGAUUUGUACACAGUGCGAUUGUGUUGGGGGUGCACAUGCUGGUGAAUUAUCCACAUGCAAAAGAUCCCGACGCGACUUUAGAGACCAUUGCAAAGAGUGAGACCCCACCGCUGAAUGAGUUGUAUGUCCAGUCGCUACCACGGUCUGUGGAUCUACCAUUGUUCUGGAAUGAUAAGCAAUUUCAAGAGCUACAAGGGUGUAAGGAGGCGCGUCGGGUCAUGCAGCAUGGAGAGCGCUUCUAUACGCAAAUUUACAAGUACUUUUUCGGCAACAACAACCAGUUUGUGAGCCUGAAAGCAUUCUUCUGGGCCAUUUCAAUUCUAAUGUCACGCGCAACGUCGAGCCGGAAUCAACCGUUUACGCUUGUUCCUCUCUUUGACUGGUUUAAUCACGCUGACAAUGGUGAUGAGUGCGUUCAGGAAUUUGACCCCCAAAAGGGGUUUAUGAUACAUACUACAAAAGCCUACGAACCGGGCGAGCAACUCUUUAUCAGUUACGGUAACCAUGGCAAUCUUCGACUACUUCGCAAUUACGGCUUUGCAACCCUUGACAACCCGUACGAUGUCGUCAAUCUUCCAAUGCCAAUAUCGUUGCAACAGCCGAACCCGGCAGACCCCGCUUUUUCUCAGAAACGAGAGCUGUUGUUAUCUGCUGCUGGUAGUCAAGCAGACGUGCCAGCUUUAAAAAACUUGACAAUCCAGCACGAUGGAAGUCUUAGUCCAAACGCGGAGCACUGGUUGGCGAUUAUACUCGCUACACCGGAAGAGCUGGGUGAUAUUUUCACGCAAGCAGCAUUGCAACCAGCCACUGAAGCGGACAUCACGCCGUCGCUUCGACUUCCGUCGUCAUUGGUGCGUAAAGCCAGCGCUGAAGUUAGAAACAUGGUGUCAAGACGGAUGAAGCAACACUGCUCUACAUUCGAGGAAGAUGACGCGUUUCUUCGCACCAACGACCAGAAAUUGGCGCCGUGGCUACGAUCAUGCCUGCAUCUUCGAAUGGGCGAAAAACAAAUGCUGAUGCGGGCAGCGGCCAAAUAUACCUAG
This is a messenger RNA of Peronospora farinosa, 1323 nucleotides long. NCBI's taxonomy places the organism in Eukaryota, Oomycota, Peronosporomycetes, Peronosporales, Peronosporaceae. The record is from the annotation of a GenBank genome assembly.